This is a messenger RNA of Westerdykella ornata, 345 nucleotides long. RefSeq lists its product as uncharacterized. The record is from RefSeq and is a predicted model, not a curated record. The annotation marks the transcript as partial. The transcript has a single exon. Lineage: Eukaryota; Fungi; Ascomycota; Dothideomycetes; Pleosporales; Sporormiaceae.
ACUGCGUCCGUUAUAGUAGGAGCUGGAGGUAACCUCGUCUUCCAACCACCUUCGUUAGCUGUUCCAACUGGAACACUUCUCCGAUUCAGUUUCUUAGCUCGCAAUCACUCCUUGACGCAGAGCGAGUUUGCAAAUCCGUGCCUGUACAAUGGAGGCUUUGAUUCAGGCUUCAACCAAUUCAAUCCUACUAACAUAAGUGGAGAGUUUGUUGUUGAGUAUGAGGUCACUUCCCCAAGUCCACAGUGGUUCUUCUGCGCACAAACCUUACCUCGGUCGCACUGCAAUGCUGGCAUGGUGUUCAGCCUCAACCCACGUGGAGCACAUUACUCUUUCCUUCAAAACGCU